CUGGAGUCGAUCCCUCCCUGGAGAAAAACUUUAUCUGGAAAGCGCCUCAAUGCAAACUUGACACAGUUUUGCAUACAGGGUGUCCCUGUAUGCUUCACAGGCUCAGAUCCAACUAAUUGAUUAUUAUCAACAAGAAACUGCAGGACACCGGGUUUUCAUUUAAAAUUGGAGAAGGAGAUCAGAGUUCAAAAGUAGGAGGCUGAAUUGAAAGUAAUUAUGCCACGAUUACUAUUGAUUUAAACAGUAAGAAUAUCCAAAGUAGGUGGCUACAGGGACGGCAGUAGACAACUGUCUGCAGCCUGCUACUUGCCCUUUUUGAACACCCUAUCUACAGGAUACAAUGCCUGAGCAGUGUCAUGGGCAUUGCCAGCAUAAAACUUCAGGACUGUCAACAACGAACUGAGGGACAUCAUCAUCAUACAGCUCCUGAACAUUAUCAUCAAGCAAGUGAUGGACAUUGCCAGUAUAAAACUGCAGAACAUCAUCGACAAGAAACCAAUGUGCCUAACUGUCAGCAACGAAGUGAGGGACAUCAUCUACAUACAGCUCCUGAACAUUAUCAAGGAAGUGAUGGACAUUGCCAGUAUAAAACUGCAGAACAUCAUCGACAAGAAACCAGUGUGCCUAACUGUCAACAACGAACUGAGGGACAUCAUCGACAUACAGCUCCUGAACAUUAUCAUCAAGGAAGUGAUGGACAUUGCCAGAAUAAAACUGCAGAACAUCAUCAACAUGAAACCAAUGUGCCUAACUGUCAGCAACGAAGUGAGGGACAUCAUCAUCAUACAGCUCCUAAACAUUAUCAAGGAAGUGAUGGACAUUGCCAGUAUAAAACUGCAGAACAUCAUCGACAAGAAACCAUUGUGCCUAACUGUCAGCAACGAAGUGAGGAACAUCAUCAUCAUACAGCUCCAGAACAUUAUCAAGGAAGUGAUGGACAUUGCCAGUAUAAAACUGCAGAACAUCAUGGACAAGAAACCACUGUGCCUAACUGUCAGCAACGAAGUGAGGGACAUCAUCAUCAUACAGCUCCUGAACAUUAUCAAGGAAGUGAUGGACAUUGCCAGUAUAAAACUGCAGAACAUCAUCGACAAGAAACCAUUGUGCCUAACUGUCAGCAACGAAGUGAGGGACAUCAUCAUCAUACAGCUCCAGAACAUUAUCAUCAAGGAAGUGAUGGACAUUGCCAGUAUAAAACUGCAGAACAUCAUCGACAAGAAACCACUGUGCCUAACUGUUAGCAAUGAACUGAGGGACAUCGAACUGACAUGGACAAGAAACCAAUGUGCCUAACUGUCAACAACGAACUGAGGGACAUCGGACUGACAUGGACAAGAAACCAGUGUGCCUAACUGUCAACAACAAACUGAGGGACAUCGAACUGACAUGGACAAGAAACCAAUGUGCCUAACUGUCAACAACGAAGUGAGGGACAUCAUCGACAUAUAGAUCCAGAACAUUAUCAUCAAGAAAAUGAUGGAUAUUGCCAACAAGAAACUUUUGAACAUGGUGUCCAAGAAACUGCAGAACAUUACCAACAAGAAUGUGAUGGGUGUAACUGUUGUCAAGAAGAAACUGCAAAACAUUAUCAAGGAGAAACUGGUGAACAAUAUCAACAGGAAACCUGUCAACAUGAACUGCUUUCAUGUCAUUAUUUGACAUUGAUGAAUGGGAGACUGGUGCAUAUUGGCAAGAUGAAACUGGCGCAUAUUCAAGUUAACAUGAUGAAACUGGUGCAUAUUCAAGUUAACAUGAUGAAACUGGUGCAUAUUCAAGUUAACAUGAUAAAACUGGUGGAUAUUCAAGUUAACAACAUGAAACUGGUGCAUAUUCAAGUUAACAUGAUGAAACUGGUGCAUAUUCAAGUUAACAAGGUGAAACUGGUGCAUAUUCAAGUUAACAUGAUGAAACUGGUACAUAUUCAAGUUAACAACAUGAAACUGGUGCAUAUUCAAGUUAACAUGAUGAAACUGGUGCAUAUUCAAGUUAACAUGAUGAAACUGGUGCAUAUUCAAGUUAACAAGAUGGAACUGGUGCAUAUUCAAGUUAACAACAUGAAACUGGCGCAUAUUCAAGUUUA
This is a messenger RNA of Liolophura sinensis, 2080 nucleotides long. RefSeq lists its product as uncharacterized. Bases 451 to 1293 code for a protein of 280 amino acids. The record is from RefSeq and is a predicted model, not a curated record. Lineage: Eukaryota; Metazoa; Mollusca; Polyplacophora; Chitonida; Chitonidae. The transcript is spliced from 2 exons.